Messenger RNA from Cladophialophora psammophila CBS 110553, 777 nucleotides. RefSeq names its product adenylate kinase. The record is from RefSeq and is a predicted model, not a curated record. Gene Ontology annotation, biological process: nucleobase-containing compound metabolic process. Gene Ontology annotation, cellular component: mitochondrion; cytoplasm. Lineage: Eukaryota; Fungi; Ascomycota; Eurotiomycetes; Chaetothyriales; Herpotrichiellaceae. The transcript has 2 exons. Gene Ontology annotation, molecular function: AMP kinase activity; ATP binding. Bases 1 to 777 code for a protein of 258 amino acids.
AUGACUUUCGCAACCGUUACCAGAAAGCUGAAACGAGCCGCGAGAAUCAUUCUGGUUGGCGCUCCGGGCGUUGGAAAGGGCACACAAUCUGAAAGACUGAUGAAGCGAUUCCCACAACUAUGCUCAAUUGCGACUGGAGAUCUAUUGCGCGACAAUGUCAAAAAACAUACUGCGCUGGGUCAACAAGCCGAAGCCUACAUGAAAGCUGGUGGCCUUGUGCCCGACCCCUUGAUCCUAAAUCUCAUCCUCAACGAACUCACCUCGAGGAAGUGGCUUGACGCCUCCGAUUCCAAUGAGAACAUAAUUGCAGCUCUUGAGAGGGGAAAUGGCUCUGCCUCUGCGGUUGUGCACGCUUCCAAUUCACCCGAUACCUCGUUCAUCCUCGAUGGCUUUCCCCGUACAGCAACCCAGGCCAAAGCUCUGUCCCAUUUGCUACCCAUAAACUUGGUAUUACAACUGGUCACACCAGCCGAUAUCAUUCUGUCGCGCAUGGCGAAUCGGUGGAUACACGCGGCGUCCGGGAGAGUGUACAACGUGGGAUUCAAUGACCCGAAGGUCCCUGGCAAGGACGACGUUACAGGGGAGCCUUUAAUGCAAAGAGAUGACGACAGCGAGGCCACGUGGAGGAGGCGACUUGCCAAGUUUGAGGAAACCAGCCAGGCUUUGCUCGACUUCUACCGAGACAGGGAUCCAGACCUUGUAGUUAAAGUGCAGGGAAAUAGUAGCGACGAGAUUACGCCUCAGAUAUUUGCAGAAGUUGAGACGCGAUUUGGAUGA